Messenger RNA from Pipistrellus nathusii (Nathusius's pipistrelle), 2073 nucleotides. The record is from the annotation of a GenBank genome assembly. Lineage: Eukaryota; Metazoa; Chordata; Mammalia; Chiroptera; Vespertilionidae.
AUGGAGCUGGGCAGCUGCUUCAAGACCUACGAGGAUUUCAGGAAGUGCUUCCGCCUCUACAAAAAGGAGAACAGUUGCUCCUUCAUUCUCAGGGACCGCGUCUCCGUCCGCUGCCACAACCUCAACCACGGCACCUCCGUCCGCGAGGACAUCCUAUAUGUGCAGGUGAAAUUUGUCUGUAGUCGGACCCAGUCAAGUAGGAAGAAAACAACAGACGCGGACAUGUGCCCAGCAUACUUGCUGCUGCAGUACAAUGAGAAGCUAGAUAGACUGUUUAUCAGUGAACUCAACACCCAGCACAUACAUGUUGACUCCAAAACUGCGGGUCCCGAAGGAGACACUGCUGAAUCUCAAAAGGCAGUGCAUCUGCAGAAACCUGAGCCUGAGCAGCCCACAUUUAAAAAAGACCUUACCAGGGCUGACAAGCCCCUGGUUGAACCUUCAUUUUACUUAGGUAAGAUCCAAGCAGCCUCAAAGCCAGAGCAGGAGGGUAUCACUCCUUCUGACCUGGCCACGAUCGCAAAAGUGAUGAAGAACUUCCUUAAGGUGGAUGAGGGUUCCAUGGCCUCCCUCAGUGUAGGCAACAGCCAAGACCUGGACCGGCUCAGCUUUCAGAGCAGCAAGAUGAGCAAACUGUUCGUCCGCUUCCCGGAGAACCUCUUGCUGCACCGGGUGGAGAAUGCCCAGGGCCACAUCCUCUACGCUUUCUUGGUGGAAAACAAGGAGCGAGAGAGUCGGGUGGUACACUUUGCUGUACUCGGGGCCGAGACAGCCACGUCUGUGGCCAAGAUGCUGGGUAUCUUCACAGAGUUCAACUCCGAUUGGCCCAGGGUCAAGGUGAUCUUUGUGGACCCGUCUUACCCUUACCGAGCCAUCCUGCAGGAAAUCUUCCCUGCGGCCCGCAUUCUCCUCUCCAUCUACCACACAACCCGGCUCUUAGAGAAGAAGUUGCAUCGUAGUUCAGCAAGGUCAUCCUUUAAAAGCCGCAUGAAGGAAGCCCUGCGGGAGGCUGUGUUUGUCACCUCUGAUGCCAGCCUGCAGAACCUCUGUCAGAUGUCCCAAAACCUACUGGAUGAGGAGCUCUUCGGCUUCCUGCAGGCCCACUGGUUCUCCUGUGAACUGCUGUGGUACAUGCACGUCAGGAAGGGCCUGCAUGCGUGUAGCACCUACAUGGACAGCCUGGACAUCGUCAGCAGCAAGGUGUCAAGUCUCUUCAGGAAGCAGCAGUCCCUGCUGGACUGCAUCCUCCACUUUGUGGAUUACAUCGACUUCUUUAAUACCAAAGGUGUGAAAAACUUGCCCACAGCUCCUCCCACGUUAAAGAAAGCCCGGCCGGCAAGCAUGUUGCCGAAGUCCAAGAAGCCUUUUGGAAUCCGUGGCGGGAGCCUCGCCAGGCUCCCCAUGAAAGAGACAAAGCCAUACCCACUGCAGGUGCAGUUGGAGCAGCAGCCCUUCCGAGGUGGCAUGCUAGACACCUUGCACCAGAGUGGCUUCGAACUGGCCUACAAGCUGUGCUACAAUGAAUGGGAGGUGGUACAGAACUCGACCCACCUGAUGGACGUGGCUGGCUCCUCAGUGGACAUUAAGCUGCUGGAGGACUCUCACCAGGUUAGCAAAGACGGCUGUAGGUGCAGCUGUUUCUUUCAGCAACGGUACCACCUGCCGUGCCGACACGUUUUGGCCCUGCUCCACAACAACCAGAAGCCAGUGGGUGAAACCAUGGUUUGCCGCCGGUGGCAAAAGAGGUACCAGCACCUCCUUGGGCCUAGCGGGGAGUUCCGGGACCCUGCUGUGGUCCCAAACCCAGGCCAGCCUGGGAAGCAAGGAAGGAAGGACAUGAUCCGGGACCUGAGCAGGGAACUAACAAACCUGCUAAUGCAGAGUGAGGGGCCAGAGCUGGAGGAGCGCAUUUCCGCCCUGCGCAGCAUUGUGGACAUCUGGGCUGAUCCUUACCAGCCAUCUGCGCCCACCCAGCAGCCAGCGGACUUCAAGGAUGUGGGCCGCCUCCCUUUUCUCUGGGGAAAACAGGAGGAAGGGGAGGGAUUCCUUGCUGGAGCCACGAUAGGUGAUUAA